Molecule: messenger RNA, 1416 nt
Organism: Salvia splendens (bonfire salvia)
Lineage: Eukaryota; Viridiplantae; Streptophyta; Magnoliopsida; Lamiales; Lamiaceae
Product: RGG repeats nuclear RNA binding protein A
Exons: 7
Coding region: 99-1166 (355 amino acids)
Cellular component (GO): cytoplasm; nucleus
Molecular function (GO): RNA binding
Source: RefSeq, a predicted model, not a curated record
CUCGCUUUCAACAGGCGGCUAGGGUUUCAUUCCUCUCCCCUCCCCCAGUGAGAAAUUGUUUUGUCAGGGUUUUGCUAUUUGCUGUUACUGAGCAAGAAAUGGCGACUAUAAACCCAUUUGAUUUGCUGGACGAUGAUACAGAGGAUCCCUCGCUGCUUGCUGCUCAGCUCAAGAUCGAGCCGAAGAAAGCCGUAGUACCAUUGGCCAAGCAGCAGGUGCAGCCGAAGCUCCCCUCGAAGCCGCUCCCCCCGGCUCAGGCUGUCAGGGAGGCAAAAUCUGAAUCUGCACGAGGUGGCCGUGGUGGUGGUCGUGGAUUUGGCCGUGGUCGUGGCGGUGCUGGUGGAGGAUACAAUAGAGAGUUUUCCAGCAACGAAAACUCAUAUGGCAAUAGGGAGUUCUCUACCCCUCAGGGUGCACCUGACCAGGAUGGAAAGUCUUAUGAAAGGCGGGGUGGCUAUGGAGCACCCCGUGGUGGACGGAGAGGUGGUUACAGCAAUGGAGAAGCUGGAGAAGAAGUGGAGCGCCCUCGUAGGACAUUUGAGCGUCACAGUGGAACUGGACGUGGAAAUGAGAUGAAACGGGAAGGAUCUGGUCGUGGAAACUGGGGAGCACCUGAAGAUGAACUUGCACCAUUGACUGAGGAAGUUGUUAAUGGAGGUGAGAAAAACCUGAAUGUGGAGAAGCUCCCUGUGGAGGAAAAUGCUGCAGUAGAUGGAGAAAAGGAAGCUGCUAAAGUUGAAAAUGAAGAGAAGGAGGCUGUGGAUAAGGAGAUGACAUUGGAAGAAUAUGAGAAGCUUCUGGAGGAGAAAAGGAAGGCUCUGAUGGCUCUUAAAACUGAAGAAAGGAAGGUUGAUGGAAAAGAGUUUGCCUCAAUGCAACAACUUGCAGACAAGAAAGCUAAUGACGAUAUCUUCAUUAAAUUGGGUUCCGAGAAUGAUAAAAAGAAAGAUUUAGCAGAGAAAGAACAAAGAGCUAAAAAGUCUGUUAGCAUCAAUGAAUUCUUGAAGCCUGCUGAGGGUGAGAGGUACCACAACCCUGAUGGCCGUGGGAGGGGCCGAGGCCGUGGACCGAGAGGAGGAGGCUAUGUUGGGUCCAAUGACAGGAGUGGUUUCCAAGCACCAGCCAUUGAAGAUCCUGGCCAGUUCCCUACCUUGGGUGGCAAAUGAGAUGUUACUUGUGCUCCUUCUGCCGCGUAUUAUGCAGCAGCUCUAACUAACCGGGCUAGAGAAAUACCGGAGUAAUGGAGUGGCCUGUAUCAAAAAAAUUCUACAUAUUUAUGCGCAGCAUGUUUGUUUGACAACUGUUUUACUUGGUUUUUUUUUUUUGUUUUUUUUAGCUUUUUUCUAGAGUUAGUAACAAGCUCUAGACGUUGAUGCUCAGUUUUGCUUCGUAAAAUUCAGAAAACAAGUUUUAGGA